Molecule: messenger RNA, 1354 nt
Organism: Pogona vitticeps (central bearded dragon)
Lineage: Eukaryota; Metazoa; Chordata; Lepidosauria; Squamata; Agamidae
Gene: DIRAS2
Product: DIRAS family GTPase 2
Biological process (GO): signal transduction
Cellular component (GO): membrane
Molecular function (GO): GTPase activity; GTP binding
Source: RefSeq, a predicted model, not a curated record
GUAGCUGAAGCAGCCUCCAAAGCUGCAACUGGUUCACCACAGAGAAAAGAGAGGCAGAGAGACAGUCUUUAACUAGAGGGAGCUUGUCGCUCACAACGCAAGCAUUAGCCACGGCCCAGGCAGGCAGAAAGGAAGGAAGGAAGGAAGGGAGCAGGCGGCUGGCAUCUGAGGCACAGAAGCACAAGCAAGGCAAAAAGCAUCCAAGAACAGCCACCAACUAAAGGCAAAAGAGAAAUAUAAGGAGUGUGAGAACAGAUAGCAGAACAGCCAGCUAACAGCUACUAUAGCAGGGCUGUACCUCAGCUACUAUGACAGGCAAAAACUGAAGCAGACGAAUUAGAAUUAUUUUCCUCAGGCUUUCUUUCCUGGUUGACCAUCACACUCUUUGAAAAACCAUGCCUGAACAAAGCAACGAUUACAGGGUGGUGGUGUUUGGAGCAGGUGGAGUUGGCAAGAGUUCACUGGUCCUGAGGUUUGUUAAAGGCACUUUCAGAGACAGCUACAUCCCCACCAUUGAAGACACCUACAGGCAGGUGAUCAGCUGUGAUAAGAGCAUAUGCACUUUGCAGAUUACCGACACAACAGGGAGCCAUCAAUUUCCUGCCAUGCAGCGCUUGUCUAUUUCGAAAGGACACGCUUUCAUUCUGGUGUAUUCUAUCACCAGCCGGCAGUCAUUGGAGGAACUCAAGCCUAUCUACGAGCAGAUAUGUCAGAUCAAAGGGGAUAUAGACAGCAUUCCAAUCAUGCUGGUGGGGAACAAGAAUGAUGAAGACCACAACCGAGAGGUGCAGACCAGCGCUGGUGAAGCCAUGGCCAAAAAGUGGAAAUGUGCCUUUAUGGAGACCUCUGCCAAGAUGAACCACAAUGUGAAGGAGUUAUUCCAAGAGCUGCUAAACCUGGAGAAACGUAGGACUGUGAGUUUACAGAUUGAUGGCAAAAAAAGUAAGCAGCAGAAAAGAAAAGAGAAGCUGAAAGGCAAGUGUGUUGUCAUGUGAAAGAAGCAAUUCUGAAGCACUCAUGUAGACUUAUUCUUCUGACUGUACCAGAUGUGAAACCUACAUACAACAGGAAAAUACAUGAGGCUGUUUCACUAAUAGCUAAUUUAAAAGAAAUAUAGGACAAGUUGAACAUUAGCCAUUGUGGGGAGUAGAUGUACUAUGAUCCUUUCAAGAAGUUAUCCACUUAUAAAGUAGCCAUUAACAACAGAAAUAGUUCCAAAGAACGACUGAUAUCUAAUUUCAACACGUUAGAAUCUAUAACAAAGAAUUCCUACAAGAACCAUGUAAGGAGUUAACAAUUUCGAGAUUCAUGUUCAUUCUGAAAAUGUAUUUAAUUAUAAAAUGUAUUUAUCUGC